Salvia hispanica is the source of this 1578-nucleotide messenger RNA. RefSeq names its product mitochondrial arginine transporter BAC2-like. Lineage: Eukaryota; Viridiplantae; Streptophyta; Magnoliopsida; Lamiales; Lamiaceae. The record is from RefSeq and is a predicted model, not a curated record.
UGCAGAAAAGGGGAAUGGGAGAGAAGAACACUAGAGCGAGAAAUAUCAGCUGAAAACUAGAUUGUUGAUCAGCAAUUUCUGCUGCUUUCUUAAUCUUAGGCAGAAGUAAUAUGCAAUUUAGGUUAGAGAAUGAAGUUGUUUUUAUUACUUAAAAGUGAUGUGUAAAAUUCCGCCGUCGUCAAGUGAAAUCAGUUUGUGAAGAUGGAAGAAUUGUUGAAUAAUAAGACAUUCGCGGUGCACGCCGCCGCUGCGGCUACCUCCGUGGCCCUAGGCACUGCCGUGACAUACCCGCUGGAUACUCUCAAAGUCUUGAUGCAGGUUGGCUCCACUCCGCUCACUGCAGCUGAUGUUUAUUACAGAGUGCGAGUUUUAUCGGGAUAUUCAGGUUUGUAUAAUGGCGUUGGAUGGCUGACUUUGGGAAGGACAUUGGGUCUCGGUGUUCGAUUUGGCAUUUAUGAGAUAUUGACCGCAUUCUACAAGGAUGGUCGUGAGGAUGAUCAUUUACUUCUCUCUGAGGCUCUACUGGCAGGAUUUGCUUCUGGAACAGUCGAAUCACUUAUAAGCUCUCCAUUUGAAAUGAUUAAAGUUCGUGCUCAGGUUGCUUCUGCUUCUGGCCUAACGCCCCCGCCAUCUAUUGUUGAAAAGAGUGCCGUUCCUCCUUUAGUUUCGAGAUUACUUCCCAGAUAUUCCUUGGAUAUCAAUGCAAUGAGCAAAUCCAUGGGCCUUCUAUCCACCCUAACCAAUAGGAAUGGAAACAUAUUGGAUUCCUUGAAAGAAUACCCAUGGAUGAUGACAGGAUCUGGGAAACCACCUCCUGUUAGCAAUGUUCGAACCUUAUCAGAAAUUGUUUCUUUGGAAGGAUGGACGGCUCUCUGGAGAGGUUAUAGAUCUGGUAUAGUGAGAGAUUCCAUUUUUGGUGGCUUAUUUUUUGGGAGCUGGCAAUUUUUACACCAAGUCAUGAUCAACUGGAAAGCUGUGAAUAUGGAUCCUAUGCCAAGGUAUGACAGUGAAGUUGGUCCAUUAUCGCCAGUAGCUGUUAGUUUUUCUGCUGGAGUUUCUGGUGCCUUUGCUGCAGCUGUUUCACAUGGUUUUGAUACCACUAGAAGUCGAUCACAAUGCACUAUUUUACCUAAGUACUUAUCCUUGGAGAGGAAAUUUUUGAAGUGGCGUAAAUCAGGGAAUAGAUUUGAGAGGCUCACUGGAAUUCAUCCAGCUGACAGAAAUUUACUGCUGAAUGGCAUAGGGUUGAGGAUGGCCCGUACUGGACUUGCAUCAUCUGUCAUCGCUGGAAGCUACUAUUUUGCUAUCAAUAACCUGAUGUCGAGUUAAAGAACCCUUUAAUUACAAGAUUCAAAUUAAAACCUUAUAUUUAGAAUUUUGAGUGGGUUAACGUGCAAGGGAAAAAAAAUCCUUGAAUGCUUCUUAUUGCGACCAGAUACAGAUAUGCUUGAGUAAAUUUGGUUGUUCAGUAACAAAUACGCAAGAUUACACUUUGGUGGAGUUUACCUUCCCUUCAUAAUGUCAGGUUCAUAUAUCCUUUUUGGUGGAUGCAAUCUUAUCUUUAUUGCUUUUGUCUUA